This is a messenger RNA of Anopheles nili, 4279 nucleotides long. RefSeq names its product probable ATP-dependent RNA helicase DDX20. The record is from RefSeq and is a predicted model, not a curated record. The transcript has 2 exons. NCBI's taxonomy places the organism in Eukaryota, Metazoa, Arthropoda, Insecta, Diptera, Culicidae. The coding region runs from base 1 to 3279 and encodes 1092 amino acids. Gene Ontology annotation, biological process: spliceosomal snRNP assembly. Gene Ontology annotation, molecular function: ATP binding; RNA helicase activity; RNA binding. Gene Ontology annotation, cellular component: SMN complex.
AUGGCUGGACACAGCCUGAGCGACGAUAAAGUACGCACCGCCGACGUCAUGGUGGAUCGAAAUAUGCUAUUCGACCGAAUGUGUCUUUCCGAUCCAGUGAAGCAGGCGCUAGCGCGUAACAACUUCAUAUACCCCUCCCCGAUACAGACUCGAGCCAUUCCGCUUGCCCGGUGUGAUUUCGAUCUGCUCGUGCAAGCGAAAGCUGGCACCGGAAAGACGCUCGUCUUCGCCAUCACGAUCGUCGAGUCGCAUGAUCCGGAGGUAGCUUUCCCACAGUCGCUCACGAUCGUUCCAACCCGGGAGAUUGCGGUACAGGUUGAAACCGUGCUGAAUCGGAUCGGUGCCGAGGUGGCCAAUUUCAAGGCGCGUUCGUUUAUUGGCGGUAUGGAGAUCAGCGUCGAUCGGAAGAACCUACAGAACUGUUCGGCAGUAGUCGGUACGCCGGGACGAAUAUUGCACCUGAUCAAGAGUAACGUGCUAAACACGUCCUACAUCCGCACGCUGGUGAUGGACGAGGCAGACACGCUGCUGCAGUCAAGCAUGCGGGGUGAUAUCAAUAAAAUCGUAAGCGCCCUGCCCGAGAAGCGCCAAACGAUCGUGUGCAGCGCGACGUUCUACAACAACCGCGAUCGGGAGCUACUACAGUACAUGAACGCAAAGUUCAUAGGUGUAACGCCGAAGCGGGAAAUUCCGCUGCUAUUCGGUAUCAAGCAGUUUGUCCGGGAGCUGCCGGCGGAACCCGACAACGUGAAGGAUCUGUUGGCGAAAGUCGGCGUACUGAACGAGAUCUUUCAGCAGAUCAACUUCUCCCAGUGUGUGGUGUUUGCGAACACGAUCGCCAAGGCGGAAACGUACUGUACUUACUUGAAGAAAGCGGGCUGGCCAGCCGAGGUGAUCAACAGUGGCAUGGAGCAGCGCAUCCGCUUGAAGGCGAUCGAUGAUUUCCGUGCGUUCCGAGCGCGUGUGCUCAUUGCGACGAAUCUGAUCGCACGUGGUAUCGACGUUGAGAGCGUUAAUCUUGUUAUCAACGCGGACGUACCGAAGGACAACGCCACCUACCUGCAUCGGAUAGGGCGGGCGGGGCGCUUCGGAACGAAGGGCAUCGCCAUCACACUCGUCUCGGGCGUAAAGGACAUGGAACGGUUCCGACGCAUUCUGCACGAUAUCGGUGGAAACGAGAUGUUCGUGUUGAAGCUACCUCAGGGCCAGCUGGAGGAUGUGUGGCAGUUCGAGCGCUAUGGCGACAAGUACGAAAAGCUGUUUGCCUCGCAGAUGAUACAGGAGAUCCGUGAUAAGGAUGCCGACCAACUUUUCCUAAAGGCGAUGAAGAUGAUCGGUGAGCAGAGCAAUGGCGGCGGUGCUGGAGAACCACCGCGGGCUAACAAUAACGACGAGGUGAAGCUGGAUGACAGUCUGGAGAAAUCGACCUCGGACGAGGAAACGGUCGUCGAGGUGGAUGCACCACGUGCCACGGAAACCCCAGAAGGCAGCGCGUCUAACGGAAAGCCCACAAACGGCCACGCAACUGAGCUGAAUGGAAACGUGUCGCCAGGAAAGCACACUCUUACCUCUCAAUCAACCUCGUCGGCAGUCGUCAUGGAUGGGCUGUCGAUGUCGAUGGAAAAACUAAGCCUCGAUCGCAAACAACAGCCUAACGGUGAUCGUGGCGAGAAGUCGAAACGGCUCGACUCAUUGAACGGCAAUCAAAAGAAAGCAAAUGGCAACGAACGGCACAUCGUGAUGGAUGAGGACGUCGAAGACGAUGAUAGUGACGAUGGCGAAGGGGAUGAAGAUGAUGAUAAUGCACCACGGCCAGGACCAUCGCGGAAUGGAAUCGCAAAAACCGCCCCAUUAGCGUCUGCGUUAAGGGGCAGCUUGUCGACUCCCGUUCCCGAUGCCGACGGGACGCAACAGUUGCUGCUGCUGAACGGUGGCACCAUCACGACCAUCGUCACCACGAACGGAGGCGAUGAAUCGGAUCACGAAAGCAGCUCUUCGCUCAGCACCAACGUCACAGAGAAGGUGGAAGUGGGCUCGGAUUUCAACGCGCCCAUGUCGCGGCUAAACCAGAUCCCAGAUCCACGGUUCCGGCAGAUUGGUUCUGUUGAUUGCUCAGAUAUCGAUCACAGUUCAGACAGUGAGGUGAACGGCGGCGAAUGUCCCCCGUUCGAGGCCAACAACGAUGCGCUGUUUGCGAAGAUCAUGGAGCAGAAGGAGCUGGGAGUGGAACAGCAGGAACACCAAGUGCAGCUGCACUCGAUCGAUGGGUGCAGUCUGGAAGUGCACGAUGAUACUAUUAGCGACUGGGGAACGACACGUAAGAGCAUCGUACCGGACGUGGUUCCGUGUGGCAGUUCCCACGGUGCCUCACGUCUGCUCGGUGCUAACCGGGGAGCACUGGCCGAGGAGGUAGGCGAGGAAGAGGAAGAAAUCGAACUGAACUCGAACACGUGUGGCUCGAACAGGGGAUCGCUCUUCGAGGAGGAAGUGGAGGAUGUCAUUCAGGCGAACUUGCCGAACCGGAUCCGCUUCCAGCAGCAGGAUUCGCUCGAAGUAAACUCAAACACGGUUGGUUCAAACGUCGGAUCGACGCCUGAACCGCCCGAGAUGCUCGACCAGCAGGCGCUCCCGAUCAUCAAUCCAAACGAAGCGGAUCCGAUCGGUCCGAUUGGGCCGGAAUGUGCAUCCCACGACGUGGACGAUAUGAUGGACGACGCGAGUUCGUACUCGUCGUACGACAGCGAUGCGUCCAAUUCGUCCUUCUUCGAUGAUGUCGACCGCGUGUCGGUUGCUUCGGCCAAAUCCACGCCCAAAGAGAACGAACCGCUUGCGGUUGCCGACGCGAUUAUGGUGGUGGUCGCUACCGGCCAAACCGGAAGCCUGGAACAGAUCGAUCCCGUCACUUCGAACUCGGUUUCGGUGGCCGCUUCGCCGCAUCUAUUCGCUGCGCCGAGCAUUCCCACACCGCCCAUCAUGGCCAGCACCAUUAUUCCUCCGGUUGGCGCUAUUGGUGGCACUGUACCACCGGUGGCGCCUUCCGCCAUGGACGAAGAGCGUUCGCCACGAUCGCCCGCGUUUAUGGCACGCAUGGAAAACCUUUUGCCACCGUUUCUACCGACCGCUCCGAUCCCGCCCGUCUGGAAUGACGCUCAAGCUACGGCCCUUUACCACCGGACGUACGCCUUGUGGAGCAACCAGUACUGGAAUCAACUGACGCAGAUCAACGAUUACGUGCAGUUUGCGAGCUACGUCCGGCGUAACGCGUACAGGAGUCCAUAAAACGGAUACAGUUCCCAGUUUGAUCUACCCCUUACACAUACCCAGUGAACCGGGGCAUUGCUGGCAGCGAAAUCUCCCACGAUUCGCGCUGUACAGGAUCAAGGGAUAACACAGAAAAGUAAACCGAUUCCUCUACUCCUACUGCUUUCCUGCGCUAUUUAACACGUUAACAAACGAGCACUCGUAGCCCGAUCUUAGAUGCUGAGAAAAGGGAUGUUCCGCGGAUGCACCACGUCAGAUGGGAAGAGGGCGGACAGGGCAAAUCAAAUUUGUGAUCUGAAUGUUGAACAAGCGAACACGUAUUAAAAACACAUACUAAUUCUUGCUGCACGCCCUGCCGCGUAGCAUAUAUAUAUACAUAUUGUAGCGAACAGCUUAGCUAGGUCAGAGGAGAGAUCCAACUCCGGUGUCUAAUCUACUAACCUUUUUUUUAAACAGGGAUGGUAAGAAGAACAGAGCAAAAUUGUGGCCCCAGUAUGCGUCAAUCGUUGGCCACUUAUUAUGUACUCGCAUUCUUGGCGCUUUAACCAAGCAGGGAAGCAAUCAAAAUGGAAAGAAUCUUACUUCUUAAGGACUGGCUCGAAGGAAAGGACGGCUUGUAUAUGUCGUAUCAGUCUCUACGGCAGGGCUCUCGUAUUUGCUUUUAACAAAGAACUAUUCCAUACCGGCGAAUGUGGCCCGCGCGGUCACGAUCAGUGGGUGGGUUGGUGUAUGUGUGUGUGUGUGGAGUGGCAAAAGGAUAGGCUAGCAGCUCGUAGAUAGCUCCUCGCUGGAACUCGAUUGGAAAUGAGGCAGGAAAGGGGCUUCAAAAGCAGUCACAGGCCUAUCGAUGUUUCACUACGCUCUGCUAUGUUAGUUUAAGGGUUUAUAUUAGCAUUAAUUUGAUGUGUAUUUUUCGUUCGUUUUCUGGAUGCAUUCGCUGUAAAGGAGAAAUAAUCAUUAUCGCAUCUUACUACAUGCAAAACAAAGUGCUGAAAAAUAAACCAAUGUAUAUCUAGUU